Messenger RNA from Ordospora colligata OC4, 495 nucleotides. RefSeq lists its product as uncharacterized. The record is from RefSeq and is a predicted model, not a curated record. The coding region runs from base 1 to 495 and encodes 164 amino acids. Lineage: Eukaryota; Fungi; Microsporidia; Ordosporidae. Gene Ontology annotation, molecular function: RNA binding. The transcript has a single exon.
AUGAAUGAUUCUGGAUCAUAUUCAUGCACACCAUACCAAGGCAUAAACUCUCCAGAUGCGCAUAAGCUUUUCGUUACAAACAUCCCAAGUAAAGUUGGAAAGCAUUUGAUAUACGAACUGCUUAUACAAGUAUCAAAGGUGGAAUCUUUGUAUUAUAAUCAAACGAAAGGAUAUUGCUUUGCAACAUACAAAACACAUUCUGAACUAGAAUACACUUGUAAUGUUCUUAAGGGCGUGAAGCUUUAUGGAAAAAGAAUAUAUUUUGGAAUGGCGGAGCAACAAUCACGCGUUAUAGUAAAAAAUAUUGGAAGUGAAGUCGAUGAUGUUCUUCUCUGGAAUGUGUUCAGCAAAUUUGGAUCAUGCUAUGUAGAAAUAACAGAUCAAAGAACUGCAUUAAUUACAUAUAGAAAAAAAGAGCAUGCAUCAAGAGCAGUGAGUAUUGGAAAUGGACAGGCAGUGGGAAACUCAAAUGUUAUUGUAGAGCAUACGAAAUAA